Hypoxylon trugodes is the source of this 1674-nucleotide messenger RNA. Its product is annotated as WLM-domain-containing protein. Bases 339 to 1364 code for a protein of 341 amino acids. Gene Ontology annotation, molecular function: protein binding; proteasome binding. NCBI's taxonomy places the organism in Eukaryota, Fungi, Ascomycota, Sordariomycetes, Xylariales, Hypoxylaceae. The record is from RefSeq and is a predicted model, not a curated record. The transcript has a single exon.
UGGCCGAUAUUUCUAGGUACUUGAGUACUUACGUAGCUCGACCGACGUAGGCAACCCGCUUCUGACGUACCAUUCAAGUUAAAUUUUGGAUUACAAAGCUACCACGAACAAAGUACAAAGUGAAGGUAUACAACAUUGGUAGAAUCUUCGAUUGGAAAUCACAAUGAACAAAAGGUAAAAUUCAUCAAAUACCAUAGGUAAGAGCGAUUCUCUGUUUUUUUUUUUUUAUAUCAUUAAAUUUCUACCGAUGGUUUCGCCUAUCAGCAUUUCCAUUUGAAAUUGCAUUUAGCAUUGCUUUUCUCGUCGUCGAGGCCAGUACAUUGGGCUUCAUCACAACUAUGGCGGAACAAAACGAGGCUUCAUUAGAAUCCAACCAAAUCACCAUCAAUUUCACACACCAUGGAAAACAACAUGAAAUCAACGUGGAGUCCUCAGCGACGGUCGCCGAUCUCGCCAGCGCAAUUCAAGACGAACUCUUUAUCCCCAUCAAUAACCAGAAACUUAUGAUCUCCAAACUGGGCUUACUCAAAGCACCUUUCGGCGACCGACCGGUAUCCGAUUUGCUUGAUAGGAAAGUGACCUUAAUCGGAACCUCUAGCGAAGAGAUCGCUUCCCUAGCCGCAGCAUCACAACACGCCGCAAAACGCGAUGCAGAUCGCGAGGCCCAUCUCGCUUCCGCCCGGCGCAAUCUGCCCAAAGCAUACUCAAGCCGAGAUCCCAAGCGCGCACAGGAAGACAAUACAUACACAUUCAUGACUUUACGACCCCUCCUAAAUCUACCGAAUUCACAACGCUCGCUCGCUUUCCUCGAACGCCUGAAAGCGGACCCAGGUAUCCGAGCGGCUAUGCGCGCGCACAAAUUCAGCGUCGGGCUACUGACGGAGAUGGAUCCCCUAUCAUACACGGAAUCGAGCCAUGAGGGAACUACACGAAUUCUGGGGUUGAACAGAAACAAGGGUGAAGUGAUAGAGCUGCGGCUACGGACGGAUGCAUACGACGGAUACCGAGAUUACAAGACCAUUCGCCGGACGCUCUGUCACGAACUCACGCAUAACGUACACUCAGACCACGACCGCAAGUUCUGGGACCUGUGCCACCAGAUUGAACGGGAGGUUGAGAAGGCGGACUGGAAGAGUGGGGGUAGAAGCGUGGGCGAAUUGGAGCACUACGAACCAAGUGAGGAGAUCGCGUACGACCACGGUGGCUGGACCGGUGGAGAGUUCGUACUUGGUGGCGGUGGGGGUACCCCUGCUAUGAGUGCGAGUUCGGGGGCGCUGAGUAGACGGGAAAUCAUAGCCAAAGCUGCAGAAGAGCGCAUGAAGAAACAGAAGCAAGCUGAAGAAGAAGCAAAAGGCGAUCGGUAACAUGCAGAGAAUCGACCAAAGUUCUCAAUCACUCACACGAUGAAGGCGGGGUUUCUUGUUUCUUCACCGGAGUCCGGGCGCAUAUAUUGGUGGUACGGACAACAUUUAUGGUGAUAUUCUAUUGGAUAUACUACCCUGCUUGUCUUGUUCAUCUGCAUGAAAUACCUUGGGGAUUGAUGUACGGCAUGGCGUUAGCGUAUGGAAUGCAUGGAUAUAGUGGUCUUUGCGGAUGAAGCACCUAUUUGUUUUGACUGUUGUUUUGAAUUGUCUUCAAUACUUAGAUAAUAUUAUAGCAUUUUCACCUGGGUGC